Messenger RNA from Physella acuta, 1192 nucleotides. RefSeq lists its product as uncharacterized. Gene Ontology annotation, biological process: terpenoid biosynthetic process. The record is from RefSeq and is a predicted model, not a curated record. Gene Ontology annotation, molecular function: isopentenyl phosphate kinase activity; kinase activity. Gene Ontology annotation, cellular component: cytosol. NCBI's taxonomy places the organism in Eukaryota, Metazoa, Mollusca, Gastropoda, Physidae.
CUAGGUUACUAGGCCUAUCUGGGAUGCUAAAUAAUAAAUAUGGAAGUUGACAUUAUUAUCAAGUUUGGUGGAAGUGCUAUAACAGACAAAAAUAUCUUUGAAACCAUAAAAAGCCAUGAACUCUCAAUCGCAGCUCAAUGUAUCAAAACCUGCACAGAUCAUGGACUUAAAUGCAUUGUUGUUCAUGGUGCUGGGUCGUUUGGUCAUCAUCAAGCAAAACAAUACGAAGUUAACACAGGACUAACUGAUUUAAAAACAAAAGAAGACAGUUCUUUAAAAGUUAGGGGCUAUUGUUUGACUAGACAGUCAGUUACUAAGCUCAAUCAAAUGGUUGUUGACAGCUUGUUGCAAUCUGGAGUACCUGCAGUAGCAUGUUCGCCAGGCAGCUCCUGGAUAACAAGUAACAGAGAACCGUUGCACAGCCCAUGUGAAGUUAUAGCUGGGUUUGUGAAUACAGGCCUAGUCCCUGUUUUACAUGGAGACUGCAGUCUGGAUGAUAAAUUAGGCUGUUGUAUUCUUAGUGGUGACACAGUCAUCAAGACAUUAUGUUCCAAAUUGGCAGUUAAAAAAGUAAUAUUUUUGACAGAUGUUGCUGGUAUAUAUGACAGACCACCAGAUCAACCAGGUGCUGUGUUAAUAAAAAGCAUAAAAGUGAAUCCUAAUGGUGAAAUAUCAUCAAGUAUUGCUGCUUCACAAAGUGCUCAUGAUGUAACUGGUGGAAUUUUGCUCAAGCUUAAAACUGCCAUUAACAUUAUUGUUCAAACUGAAGGAAAGUGCUGUGUUUAUAUCAUGGGCAUCAAUUCUGCUGAUGUUAAAGAGGUUUGUUUAGCCUCUGGAAAUAGCUGUGACCACUGGCUUGUUACAAAAAUAUCCAGCAGCAUAUGCUUAUAGCCAAUGAAUUUCAUUUUUCUGACACAGUUUAAAGUAUUCCGGCCAGGAUGGCCAGGGUAAACCCAUCUGUCUUAUGGGAGAGCUGCAAGAUGAUUCAUGUUAAUGGUAUGCACCAGUUAGAGUGAACGAUACUUGUGGGAGGACACAUAAUUGUAAUAUUAAUUUGUACUCUUUCUUGGUAAUUAAUUGAUAAAACCAAGGAUGGGAUGGAUAUUCUACAGAUUGUGAUCCUGACACUGCAAUUACACUUACAACAUGUGUACUAUACACAUCUAGAAAACAAAAACUUUAUCAUAAAAUC